AUCCACACGCGUUCAGUGUGUGUGUUCAGAUCAGACCGGAAAUCCCCGACACAGGACGAGCUGUGAGACAAGUCGCCAUGAGCUUCUGCGAUGUUUUUCAGAUGAUAAAAUAGAAAGUAACUCGCAUGAUGUGAUGACACUCUUAUGAUUCCAAUCUAGGGGUUACAAUGGACUCUUCAUUUCAUUUACUCUUAAUCGUGAUAUAUUUGCAGUAUGCUGUAGGUCAGUCCAGCAGCUGUGUCAAAAUACUUCCAGACUCUGAUCAGCCGAUUACAGUUGAAGUUGGAAAAGAGUUCAAUGCAACCUGUCACCUGCUCAAGGGGUCCCGCUACACCACCGACGACAUCGAAUGGUUGUUCAAAAAUAAAAGUGUUCCAAAGCAGAAUUAUGUCAAAAUCAAUGAAACCGCUGUCAGUGUUACAGUUAACAUCAGCAGGAACAUGAACGGCUGGUUGAAAUGCAGUGCAGCUAAGAAGUCCUUGUCAUACGAACCGUCAUGUCUCUACGGAAUCUCCCUUAUUGCAGGAUACCCACCGUUGGUGCCGAAGAAUCUUACGUGCAUUGCUGUGCAAGAAGGCAAGGCUAUUUCCCCUAAAUUAAAUUGUUCUUGGGAUCCAGGAACGCGGGACCCACUGCUCGACACCACAUACACUCUUUAUGCCCACAUUUCCCCUUCAGAACAAACUGUUUUAGAGUCAUUUAACACCAGCUCUACAGGUCGUCUUGUAAGCAGUUGUACGGUCAACCUGCAAACGUAUCCCCAUCAUAUGUAUUUGACAGUGUGGGUGGAAGUGAAUAACACGCUGGGCUCGGUGCACUCAGACAAGCUCCUGAGAGAUUCCUCAUAUUUUGUGAAACCAAGCCCACCGUUUCAUGUACGAGUUCUCAGUGAGAUUAAUUUCUCCACGUCUCUCAUGGUUACUUGGGAACCUCCCCUUCACCCAGAUGUUAUGGAACUCAGUUGCAUCAUCAGAUACUGCCAAGCAGGCUUCCCCGUUUGGACCGAGGUGCCUGAAAACUUGAAGCUGUCCCAUACAAAGUCCUUCAGACUGCAGCCCCUGCAUCCGUACACUGAGUAUGUGGUGCAGAUGAAAUGCAUUAAAAAAUUGCUUGAAAGCUACUGGAGUGACUGGAGUGCCAAUGCUACAGAACGCACCACAGAAGCCAAACCUGCAAGCAGUCCAGAUCUGUGGAGACUCAUUCAGCUCACUACUCAUAAUAGAAACGUCACUUUAAUAUGGACGGCUCCUGUGCAAGCUAAUGGUAAAAUACUGCGCUAUGAUCUAGAAAUCAGUCAAGACCGUGAGAUGUUUGAAAGACGAGUUGUUCGAUUAAAUGAACUGGAAAACUUCAGAUCACAUCACACGUAUUCCAUGGAUCUGCAACCAGGAAAAAUGGCCACUAUUGAAAUAACAGCAACAAAUUCAGCCGGAGUGUCACCUAAAGCAACUUUAUUAAUUCCCAGAACAGAUAAAGAGCUUCCUGGUGUGCACGAUGUCAGCUGGUCGGUGAAUGAUGGACAGCUGCAGGUGAAGUGGCUGCCCCCCCCUCUCAGCAGCCUGCCUGUCUCUGAAUAUCUGCUGGAGUGGGUGAAAAUCCCACUGAGAGAGUUUCAAUCAGAUACACACUGGCAGAGAGUUCCUCCACAGGUCAACAGGACCACACUGACUGGUGAUUUCAAGCCAUUCAAGCGGUACAACAUAUCAGUGUAUCCAAUUUACACUGAUCAUUUUCGUUACUCCAACAAGACACACAGAUACAGCCAAGCCGGACGACCAGUUACCACAGCAGCCUACAUUAAACAAGGGUCUCCACUAGAAGGCCCUACUGCAAAAGUUACAAAAUCCAAGAAAACCAGUGCCGAGUUGACAUGGGAGGAAAUUCCACUGGACAGUCAGCGAGGAUUUAUCACCGGCUACACCAUAUUCUAUAAGACGGGGAACAUUGAGAAAUUUUUGCCGGUAAAAGCUCAUCUCUGUUCAUCGGUGCUGACUGAUCUGACCAGUGAAAGUGAAUAUGUGGUUCAUAUCAUGGUGUCAACAGUUGCAGGCUCCAAAAAUGGCUCAGAUUUCAAUUUCAAAACAGCAAAGUAUGGUGAUGGAGAGGUGGAGAUGGUCGUGGUGGGGGUGUGCUUCAGCUUCUUGUUCUUCACUGUCUUCACAAUCAUGUUCUGCCUUCGGAAAAGAGAAGUGAUUAAGGAGCUGUUGUGGCCGCAUGUCCCGGACCCCAAUGACAGCUCUAUUGCCCACUGGUCACCCGAUUUCUCUGUAAAGACCGAUUUACCCAAAGAAGAUGUUAGCGUGGUGGAAGUAGACGUGUUUGACAGGAAGUCUUUGUUUGAGGAAGACAAAACUGUGCUGCCACUCAAGAAGGACAAAUAUUUGUCUGAGGAGCACAGCAGCGGUAUAGGCGGCUCGUCCUGCAUGUCGUCACCCCGCCACAGUGUGUCUGACAGUGACGAGGGAGACUCUGGGCAGACCACGGCCAGCACCGUGCAGUACUCGGCCGUGGUGGCAAGCGGCUACAAGGGUCAGACCCCCAACCAUCAGACGCCAGUUUUUGCACGCUCCGAGUCCACCCAGCCACUCUUAGAUUGUGAGGAACAUACGGAACAUCUGCAAGAGGGCAGCGGCCAAUCUAGAAACUCUUACUUCAGGCGAGGCAGAGGACUCGAGCUGGCCGAGGGUGAGGAACCGAACGGGAGCUCUCUGACCUUCUGUCCAGUAGACGAGCAGAUGUCUCCUAUCGUAGAGGAUCCGCCCACCUCCACAUCAUGUUACAUGCCACAGCAGAGCAGCUAUAGACCUCAAUAAAGAGAAACAUUCAUACAGACAUACAGAGUUUUGAGAAUGCCUUAAGCUAUCAGUCGUACAAAAAAGAACAAUUAAUGUUCUUUUCAUUGCAGGGUUCCCAUGGAUAUGGAAAACCUGAAAUUAUCAGGUCAUUUAAAAUCAUGUAAAAUAUUUCAUCUGCAAAAAAAAAACAGUUCAAAGUACCAUCUGAAUGAUUGAUUAGUGAUUAGUGAGUCAAUCAAAAUGAUUCAUAAAACUCCCAAGUAAUCACAAAUGAUUAGAAUUCCCUGGUCAAAAAGUGUGGGAACCCUGUCAUCUGGCUGUCCUGAACUUUUCAUUUUACUUAUGAAUUGCAUUGCAAGCUUACACCGAGAACGUGUGGUGCAUCGCAAACACAACUAAUCUAGAUCACUCCCAUUACAAUCAAUGAAGCAGUCUACUCUGGAAAAGUCCUAUGCGGUGCGAUGCCAGGCAUCUAUUGAUGCAUUGCACAGUUACUUCAACCACUUUAUUUUCUCCACCGGACUGAAAAUUAGUUUAAGUCAUUUCUAAUCACAUGUAUAUGCAUUUGUAGCAUUACAAACAUUGUGUAAUUGUUAUUGCUAUUCUAAAAUAACCCAUGCAGAGUCAGUUAUACCAAGGACUUUCAUUGUAAAUAAAGUAGGAUUGAAUUUUGAGUGUCACCUCAAGCUUACAGAGGUUCGUGUUUAGUGAGCAUUGUUGAGAUGACGUGCAGUUUUAACACUUGGAGCCAAUUUCAAACUGUAGCAGUGUGACACAAAGUUGGUUGCGUGCGGUAUUCACAUGAUGUUACGUUCAGAACAUAAUCUAUUUACACCAAAGUCAUUGACAUUGAAUGUGAUAUGAAAUCAAUGGACCAGGUGCUGAAUGUAUCGUGCUUAAUGUCUUGCCUUUGAAAGCUGCAGUAACUUACAUGCACGACUCUUUAAAAUUUUUUAAAGAAUUUAAUAUUGAAUUGUGAAUUUCACCAAAUUAUGCCUAAUUAUAAACAUUACUCAUAACAAUAUUUCAACUCUAUUUUAAGUGUAAAGUUUUUUAUUUUAAUUGUUAAUUUUUGGAUGAUUAGAAAUUUAAAAAAAAUAUGUAUUUGAUGGAUUAGAGUUGAUCGAAUGUAAUUUACCUUAUAGUAACUCCGAGAUAACCAAAAUACUUUUGCUGCACAUUUUUGAGUUGCUGGAAGUAUCUGAGUAUUACUUAUCAGUGAUGGUAUUAUGUAUUUUUAACAACAGAUUGUCAUUUCAAGUUUUCAGUUUACAUUGACAACACAUCCCCCUCCCUCUGGGAUCAAACUAACACUACACUGAAUUAUCAACUAAGAUAUGCAUAUCUUUUUCAUUGCAUGCCUUUUCACAUGUAUCCACUCUUUUUUUUUUUAUAUCACAGAUACUGGGUUAAAUAAAGACUUUAUGCAAAUAUUUGUGGUCCAUUUGCCUUA
Xyrauchen texanus (razorback sucker) is the source of this 4248-nucleotide messenger RNA. Its product is annotated as interleukin-6 receptor subunit beta-like. NCBI's taxonomy places the organism in Eukaryota, Metazoa, Chordata, Actinopteri, Cypriniformes, Catostomidae. Gene Ontology annotation, biological process: cytokine-mediated signaling pathway. Gene Ontology annotation, cellular component: signaling receptor complex; external side of plasma membrane; membrane. The transcript is spliced from 16 exons. The record is from RefSeq and is a predicted model, not a curated record. Bases 168 to 2813 code for a protein of 881 amino acids. Gene Ontology annotation, molecular function: cytokine receptor activity; cytokine binding.